CGGCGCGGAAGGGGGCGGGGCCAGCGCAUAUCCCGGCGCGCCCCGCGCGUCUCUCCCUCUUCCGGCGCCAAGAUGUCGAAGCGAGGACGCGGCGGUUCCUCCGGCGCCAAGUUCCGCAUCUCGCUGGGUCUCCCGGUGGGCGCCGUGAUCAACUGCGCGGACAACACGGGAGCCAAGAACCUCUACAUCAUCUCCGUGAAGGGCAUCAAGGGGCGGCUGAACCGGCUGCCGGCGGCUGGGGUGGGGGACAUGGUGAUGGCCACGGUCAAGAAGGGGAAACCGGAGCUGAGGAAAAAGGUGCACCCGGCCGUGGUGAUCCGGCAGCGCAAGUCCUACCGCCGCAAGGACGGGGUGUUCCUCUACUUCGAGGACAACGCGGGGGUGAUAGUGAAUAAUAAAGGGGAAAUGAAAGGCUCUGCCAUCACAGGCCCCGUGGCCAAGGAAUGUGCUGACCUGUGGCCCCGCAUCGCCUCCAACGCCGGGAGCAUCGCCUGAGCCCUGCCACCAAUAAAAACCCUUCUUCCAAA
Molecule: messenger RNA, 527 nt
Organism: Apus apus (common swift)
Lineage: Eukaryota; Metazoa; Chordata; Aves; Apodiformes; Apodidae
Gene: RPL23
Product: ribosomal protein L23
Exons: 5
Coding region: 73-495 (140 amino acids)
Biological process (GO): translation
Cellular component (GO): cytosolic large ribosomal subunit; ribosome
Molecular function (GO): large ribosomal subunit rRNA binding; structural constituent of ribosome
Source: RefSeq, a predicted model, not a curated record